AUGUUGAAACAAUUCAGACGAAAUAGUUAUAUUCAAUUAUUAAAUCCAAGACAUUAUCAACAUAAUACGAUUUGUAAUUCAAUCCUGUUUGGAUAUUUUGGUAUUAGAACGAUUUCAUUACCGAAAAAUCAUGAUUUACAAAAAUUUGUCCAUGACAAAUCAUUUGACAGUUUAGCAGAAUCAAUUGUAUUUCAUGAAAAUGCAUGGGAAAAUGGCAAAAAUAUAAAAGGAUUUUUUACCAAUGAUCAAAACACAUUGAAAGCAGUUGGUAAUAUCUUAGCCAAUAACUCACAUGAAAAAUUUCUCUCAGAAUUACUAUUAACACCUCCAUCUUUAUCAACCAAUGAACAACGUUCACGCCCAAUUAAUUUCUCAUCGAUUGAAAAUUUUCCACAUUAUAUGGAUGAUUAUGAAAAGAAUAAGACACAAAGAGUAUUAGUUACUGUUGGUGGUCCAGCAGCAUUAGAUACAGCUGUUAUUGCUAGUCUAAUGAAUAAUAUUAAAUUGUCGAAGAUCAUUCAUAUAUCUGGUUCAUUUAAAGAGAGUAAUCUUGCCCAUUCUGCUUUACAACUUCAUGUACGUCAUGGAACAGCAUUAAAUGCUGAAUCUGAAUUAACAGGACAUGCUUUGUUAUUACCAUUUUUAAUUCGUAAUAUUAAAGGAUGUUCAAUGAAAGAUAUUUUACAUCCCGAUUUUCGAAAAAUCGAUGUCAAAUUUUCUAGUCUCACGCCUGAAAAAGUACGUAUCUAUUUAGGAAACGAAUUCAAUUGGUUUUGGCAAAUGAUACGAUAUCGAUUAGGUUUGAUAACAGAACAUGAUUUAAAUCGUUUAGAAUCAGCCUUUUCCCAAGAUAUUCUACAUUUAAUAGAAUAUUUCAGUAAAAUGACACUUAGUAGUAAUGCUAAUAGAGAUCCUUCACAAUCAAUUUCCAUUCAUAUCGAUUUAACUCAUACUGGAAGUGAAGAAACUCUCGUCAAUAAUAAAUUGAUUAAAAAAACUGUUGGUAUUAUAUCAGAACAACUUUCAGAGUACGAAAAAGACUUUUUCUUCGGUACACAGAAGGUAAAUAUUAUUGAGGCCACUCGUUAUCACAAUGAUGGUAGCCUAUUAAUGGAAGCUCAAUGUAAAAAACAAAAUAUUCUGACAAAUCGUGGUGGAAUAAAUCUUGAACAACAUAUUACUCAUGUUCUUUUUGCUAAAGAUGAUGUAACAACUGGAAAAACUCGUCUAGCUGGUUUAAUAACCGAUAAGAAUCAAUUUAUUUAUGCUUCACAUUUACAUUUAAGUCCAGGAUAUAAAGCCAAAUUUCAAUUUGAUAAAGCACGAGCAAGUCGAUUUAUAAGAAAUUUUCUGAAUAAAAUGGAAAAUAAGUUCAAUAUUUCUUCUCCUGUAACUAGACAUCGUUUAACUGUUGCUACUGGCACUUCUAUUAAUGCAUUAAUGCAUAAUAACACUCAUUUAAAGAAAAUUAUAGAUAAAUAUGGCAUUACUCCACAAUAUGCAGUGACUAAUAGCCAUUGGACAAUGUUAGCAAAGGAUGAUAAACAUAUUUUGAUGAGAAUAACAGGUGGUGGUAAUACUGGUUUGGAAGAUUAUAAUCCUGCUUAUUUUUUUAAUUUAAUCGCUAAUACUGAACGAAUUUUUGGUCAUGACACUCUCAUUGGAAUCGUUUCUACUUAUGGAUGUCCUCGUAGUAUUAAUGCACGUAAUUCAACAGAAUUCUUCAAGGCUGCUAAUGUAAUUAUAUCAUACGGAAAAGGAGGCACAGGAAAUACGAAGCGUCAUGCUGAAGCAAUUCUAGCAUUGCAGGAACUUGGAUUUACAAGUGAUGUUCAAGAUUUUCUUAAUCAUCAAGUUAAUUACAAAGGAGAGUCUCUCUUGAAAAUAGCUACUUUCAUUCAUGAGAAAAGUAGAGCUAUGAAAUUUUUAAUAGAAGACAAUGGCCAUUUUGAUCGUCGACUUGGCUACAGUCAUAAAUUGUCCUACAAUGAAAAGAUUACAAUUGAAGAAAUUCCUUAUAUUCAUAAAAAUGUCAAAAAGUCUUAA
Molecule: messenger RNA, 2046 nt
Organism: Adineta ricciae
Lineage: Eukaryota; Metazoa; Rotifera; Eurotatoria; Adinetida; Adinetidae
Source: the annotation of a GenBank genome assembly